UUAUUUUCGAAAACAGAACAAAAAACAUCAAGAGAGAGAUCAGUAGGAAAAAAUGGCUGCGGCGAUUUCGAACCCAUCAACGGUGUUAGGGCUCCGAGGCUCCUCUCUCUCUCCCAAGAGACCCAACGAUGGCUUCUCCUCUUCAUUUCUGAAACCAACGAUGAGAGCCAAGAACCCUUUCAAAGUCGCCGGUUCAUCAGGGGGAAGAGUCACCUGCUUUGAGAGGAAUUGGCUGAGGAGAGAUCUGAACGUCGUCGGGUUCGGAUUGAUCGGAUGGAUUGCUCCGUCGAGUAUUCCGGCGAUCAACGGCAAAAGCCUCACCGGACUGUUCUUCGAGAGCAUUGGCUCCGAGCUCGCCCACUUCCCCACUCCUCCGGCACUCACUUCCCAGUUCUGGUUGUGGUUGGUGCUGUGGCACUUGGGAUUGUUCCUCUGUCUCACUUUUGGACAAAUCGGCUUCAAAGGAAGGACUGACGAUUACUUCUGAUUUGAGUUUGGUUCCGACAGCUUCUUAAAUUAAGUCUGGUUGUUUAUAUAUGUGAAGCAUCUUAUCUGAUUUUGUCCUGUAUCUCUCUGUGUAUGAACUGCUUAAAAACACCGCAACUCGAAGGUGGUUUCUUGUUGGAUCGCUCA
Tarenaya hassleriana is the source of this 633-nucleotide messenger RNA. Its product is annotated as photosystem I subunit O. The transcript is spliced from 4 exons. NCBI's taxonomy places the organism in Eukaryota, Viridiplantae, Streptophyta, Magnoliopsida, Brassicales, Cleomaceae. Bases 53 to 487 code for a protein of 144 amino acids. The record is from RefSeq and is a predicted model, not a curated record.